GAUUGGUUGUUGAGGAAGGUAGCGAGGUUCUGAUUGGGUGGAGGCGGCGGCGCUGCUCUCUGAUUGGUGAACGGGAGCAGCGGGGGGAAGUAAAAGUAUUCGCCUCUACUCGUCCACUGAUAGUCAAUCAGUGUUGAAGAUCUGGAUAUAAGAGGUGAUGGUGUUAUAAAAGGCGGGGGAGGAAGGCCACCGCGAUGUCCCUUUUUCGCAAGAGCCCAAAGAGCCCCCAGGAGGUGUCGAAAGCUCUCAAGGAUGCACUUACAGCUCUUGAACGACCUGACAAAAAGGCUGAAAAGGCACAAGAGGACACAAGCAAGAGCUUGACCCAGAUCAAGACUAUGCUCUAUGGCACCACAGACUCUGAGCCUCAGGACAUUGUCUUGGCACAGUUGGCCCAUGAGUUCUACAACACCAAUAUGCUACUACUCCUUAUUCUUAAUCUUCACAGAAUAGAUUUUGAGGGAAAGAAGGAUGUGGCUCAGAUCUUCAACAAUAUUCUUCGAAGGCAAAUAGGCAUCCGUUCCCCAACGGUUGAAUAUAUCUGUACUAAACCAGAGAUUCUUUUCACACUCAUGAAGGGAUAUGAACACCAGGAUAUCGCUCUUCAUUGUGGCACGAUGCUUCGAGAGUGUGCCAGAUACGAGGCCCUUACAAGAAUCAUCCUCAAUAGUGAUGACUUCUAUAACUUCUUUAAGUAUGUAGAAGUAUCUACCUUUGAUAUUGCAUCUGAUGCCUUUUCCACAUUUAAGGAACUUCUCACGAAACACAAGAUGCUGUGUGCAGAGUUCCUAGAACAAAACUAUGAUCGGGUGUUCUCGCAGUAUAAGAAUCUCCUCAACUCCGACAACUACGUGACUCGAAGACAGUCACUCAAGUUACUUGGGGAACUUUUAUUAGACAGACAUAACUUUUCUGUGAUGAAGCGGUACAUCAGUAAUCCAGACAACUUAAAACUGAUGAUGAUAAUGUUAAAGGAGAGAUCUCGUAAUAUCCAGUUUGAAGCCUUCCAUGUGUUUAAGGUGUUUGUUGCCAAUCCAGACAAACCCCGCCCCAUCCUGGAAAUCCUCUUGCGAAACCAGGAUAAGCUUGUAGAGUUCUUGACACGCUUCCAUACAGACCGCUCUGAAGAUGAACAGUUUAAUGAUGAGAAAGCUUAUCUAAUUAAACAGAUAAAGGAACUGAAAGCUCUUCCACCAGACCAGUAGUUUUAGUGUACUAUUAGUUAUGGAGUGGCAGCACUAGUAGUAGCCUGGAAUCUGUCUGGGUUGCUGUUGAUUGAACCAUGUCAUCCAGAGAGAAGCUUAUGAAAAGUGGAGCUUCCUUCAAAAUAUCACAAAUACCCAGGCCUGCCCUUGGAUCAGCAAAUGCAGCAUUGUUUAGCUUCCUUUAUAUUAUGCCUUAGUGAUCUUCAAGUUUUGCUAAGGGGAUACCUGAGGCAUUGCUCAUAGCAUGACCCUUGAUAGUUGCUGAAAAACUUCUUGUUGAGGACGGUCAAAGAUUGCAGUGAAGUCUUGGGCAGGUGUUCUCAGCAUGCUGUUGACCAUGUUGAGACCAGUGUGAAGCUGUUCAUGUUCAUCCAUGACCCUGCUGCAGAGGGCAUUCCAGAUCUUAUUUUAUAAGUUUCUUCAAUAUAAGAUAAUGUUCUGCAAGUAAUGAUGAAGAGACAGGGGUUUUCCCUUGGCUCUGGACAUAGAUGAUAUUUUCUAAUAUUCUCAUGGUUUGCUUGAAAUUUGUAAUGUGUUCAUCUUUUAUAGAUGAUAUUGAUUUAAUAUUAAAUUAUUAAACUAACACUAACAGCUAGCAGUUAGAAUUUCAUCAUUAUGAAUAUUUAUUCAUUGAGCUGCCACUGUAAAAUUCCUCCUGUGAUGAAUGUAUCCUUUUAUAAUAUUUGUACAUAAGUGUGAGUCAAAAAAAGGGAUGUGGUUUAUAUGGGACAGUGAUGGUUAACAUAGAGGUAAAGAUACCUACAUUAUUGUUUUGUCAUCUUUCGGUACUUAAGGUUAUUUAAAGUACAGUAAUCCUUCAAAAAGCAUCAGAACAAAAGCUGUAAUUUCUUUUGUGUAGAAAUUACCUUGAAACUGAUAAUGUUACUGAUUGUUCUAGGGCUUUUUACUUUAAUUUAUCAAAAUAUUAAUUUAGAUGAUGACAGGUAUUGAGUUGUUAGAUUGUAUUUGAAUUGAUAAGUUGGAGCUUCAAUAUUUAGCAGAGAGCUUUAGCUGGUGCAAAUUUUGUAUCAAUUAAUGUGGCCUGUGACGUAACUUGGCUAUAUAGAAAAGCUUAAUUAAACAGAAGUGGCCAAGAACAUGAUGUUUUAUGAGAAUUUGAGGACUAGAAUGCUGAAUAACUGUGCUUUUCAUGAUACCUUUUGAUAAAUACCUAAAUUGUUUGUGUCAUUGAGGAGAAAAAAAAUUGCAUCACUGGAGGUGUUAAUGAUUUUAUUGCUUGUUAUUGUAUUGCCUAAAUGAAGAUGAAUUACUGGAUGAAGAGUUGGGGUGGAAGAAGUUGGAAUGCUGCCACUAGUUUAGUAUAUGGCAAUGUGAUAAUUAUUUCCAAAGGAAAGUGUCUUUAGACAUUUGCAUCAGAAGCUUUCAAAUCCAGUCCAACACGAAAUUUGUAUAAUUUGUUUUGGAAAUAUAAACACAAAUGCAGUAUAAUGUGAUCCUUUAUUGACAACGUUUCACCCACAUAGUGGGCUUUUUCAAGUCACACACGGAUCUACCUGGGGUUGGAAGGUACGACAGUAUUUAUAGUCAGAAUGUUGAGGUCAGGUGGAGAAUGCUGCAUCUGAUGAUCUACCGGGUGGGGUUAUAGAGUCUUGGGUAGCUUGGCAGGGGUAUUGGACAAGUUGUAGACCUUCUGCAGUGUUCUAUGUUCUUAUGUUCUUCUUCAUUGCUAUCCCACAUAAGAACAUAGAACACUGCAGAAGGUCUACAACUUGUCCAAUACCCCUGCCAAGCUACCCAAGACUCUAUAACCCCACCCGGUAGAUCAUCAGAUGCAGCAUUCUCCACCUGACCUCAACAUUCUGACUAUAAAUACUCUCGUACCUUCCAACCCCAGGUAGAUCCGUGUGUGACUUGAAAAAGCCCACUAUGUGGGUGAAAUGUUGUCAAUAAAGGAUCACAUUAUACUGCAUUUGUUUAUAUUUCCAUUGUGUCGGUAUUUUAUACCAUUUAUUUCCAUAAUUUGUUUUAUUUCAAACUUGCUUUUUUUUUUUUUUUUCUUACAGGUGCAAACUAUAUUUGGUUUGGAUUAAGGAGGGUGCUUCAUCACAGUUUUUGGCAGUACAGUAAUGUAUUUGGCAAAUCUCGAGCAGAGGAAGCAUUUGGCACACUUAUAGUAAUGGCGUUGAAUAAUUUUACUAUUUUUAUGUAUCUGUUUUAAUUUAUAUGAUUUUCAGCAUCAAAGAAUAUUGGCUAGUGAAUCCAUGCCAAAAAUAUAUAAAUAAACAUCA
Messenger RNA from Cherax quadricarinatus, 3454 nucleotides. It is a transcript of the gene Mo25, whose product is annotated as calcium binding protein Mo25. Lineage: Eukaryota; Metazoa; Arthropoda; Malacostraca; Decapoda; Parastacidae. Gene Ontology annotation, molecular function: protein serine/threonine kinase activator activity. Gene Ontology annotation, biological process: intracellular signal transduction. The record is from RefSeq and is a predicted model, not a curated record.